Molecule: messenger RNA, 4012 nt
Organism: Leptidea sinapis
Lineage: Eukaryota; Metazoa; Arthropoda; Insecta; Lepidoptera; Pieridae
Product: myosin light chain kinase, smooth muscle
Exons: 8
Coding region: 196-2181 (661 amino acids)
Biological process (GO): intracellular signal transduction; positive regulation of apoptotic process; protein phosphorylation
Cellular component (GO): nucleus
Molecular function (GO): protein serine/threonine kinase activity; ATP binding
Source: RefSeq, a predicted model, not a curated record
GCUUGCGCAGCGCCAGUCAGUCGCGGUUAGCGCUCGCAACCCGAAGGCUUCAGUCAGCGCGCGAAAUUUAAAAAAAGAAUUUUAAAACAAUUGUUUUUUUCACGUCGUUCAGUGAUUGUGCCAGUGCUGUAUUGUGUGUGUAUUUUACCGAUGUUUAUCUGUGGACGUAUGCGAUAAAGUAUAAGGUCACCCGAGAUGAUUCACGUGGAUGAAACAGAUCCUGUUGGAGAAAUCGAGCCGCCGUUUCAAUAUCGAGAUGUCACGAUCAAACGCGGUACAGACGUCAAUGAAUACUAUGAAAUGCUGUCAGAAAUUGGAAGAGGGAAAUUCGGAACAGUAUACCUCUGCAGAGAGAAGAGUACAGGCUUAGAGCUUGCAGCCAAGCUGGUUUCCGUCAACCGAAGAGAUGAGCGCCGCAACGUGGAGAGAGAAGUCGAUGUGAUGAGGAGACUACGACACCCGAGGCUGAUCCAGCUCUAUGACGCAUACGAGUGGGGGAAAUACAUGUGUGUUGUAUUGGAACUGAUAACUGGCGGUGAACUUUUCGAGCGAGUGAUCGAUGAGGACUUCGUGCUAACAGAACGAGCCUGUACCGUGUUCAUGCGGCAAAUAUGCGAGGGGAUUGACUUUGUCCAUAGACAAAAUAUUCUCCAUCUUGACAUGAAGCCGGAGAACAUUCUGUGCCUCACGAAGGCAGGAAAUCGCAUCAAGAUUAUCGAUUUUGGACUGGCUCGUUUCUAUGAUCCUGAGAAAAAGCUUCAAGUACUUUUUGGCACACCAGAGUUUGUUGCACCUGAAGUUGUCAACUUCGACCAGAUUGGUUAUGGGACUGAUAUGUGGUCCAUAGGAGUCAUUUGCUAUGUGCUAUUGUCAGGACUCUCUCCGUUUAUGGGCGAAACAGAUAUAGAAACAAUGGCGAACGUUACAGUGGCAAAGUAUGACUUCGAUGACGAGGCGUUCAAUGAGAUCUCUGACGACGCAAAAGAUUUCAUUCGAAAACUUCUCGUGAAAGAUAAAGAGUCACGGCCGAGUGCAACGGAGUGCUUACGACACAGUUGGCUCAUCAAACGGUCGCCGCUAAAACAAGAUAGACCGCGAAAGCAGCCGCAACUCUCCCCGAAACAAGAGUUAGAUAUGGCGAAAGACAAUCUACGGCUCUUCGUCGAACGAUGGAGUGAACACCCCAACUCCCCAUAUGUCUUCGAUAACCAAUCACAAGAGAUAUUAACUCUUGAUAAUGGUGAAAGGUCGUCUAUUGGAGGUUGUUCACCAUCACCAAGAAGUUCUCUAAGUAGUUCUCCAGAUUAUGUGUUUGAGGACCGUGAUUUCGAGCCGCCACCACUAAGAGAUCCUUCAGACUUCAAAACUAGAUACAAUCCAGUCGAAAGAAGAGCAUCAGACAGCAGUUGUUUCCUCCACAAAAGACCGGAUGUUUUAGUAAGGAAGAACCUAGCUGAAGAGAUCAAGAAAUUGUCUGAUCAUCUCUUCAUGCUCUCUACGAUGAAUACAGAUUUAACGAAUAAUAACAGCAAUAAAGAAAUGGAUAAAAACAGUACAGAAAUAAAAAGAAGUAGGGACGAAAAACGGCUUCCAAAUGGUUUUAAAACUGAAACCAAAACGUUUACAAAAAUAACAAAUGGUGAUGCUACUGAUAGAAAAGUUAUCACCUCGAAAUCAACUCACAAAAUAACAUCAACGUUUUUAACGGAUAAAGAACCAGAAAGACCGAUGACUAGUAAAAUGCCCUGGGUCAAAUCAAGGCCUAAGAAAAGAGUUACAAGUACAAGUCGUGACGUACCUGAUCAGCCCACAGACAAACGAAACACAUUCUUCGAUGAAUUUGAUCGGCGUCGUGAAAAGAUUGACAAAUUGGUCAAUGGUAGCGAAAAUGGCCGACAGGUGCCAUAUAGAAGAGGCGACGAAAACAAUGCGCGUCGAACAAAAGAUCUGCUAUUACAUCUUCUUGAAAAAUGGGGAGAAACAGAGGAAGUAGAAGCUGAAAGAACUGCAGGUGGAACCUCUAACGGUGGUCGACAUCAAUCAAUAUCCUUAGAAUGGUCACCUUCUAACCAGCUAGCUCAAAACUCCAUGUCAAGUCUCCAUGCAUUCUUCAAACGGCAGACUUCUGAAGAAAAGCUCCAAAGGAAAAAAGUGACAAGUGAUUAUACGAGCUCCAAAUGAUUUUAUAGGGACUGUGCCAUGACAUUAUUCAGAAACGUUUAUUAUAGUGAAAAGUGUUAAAAAGUUCCAACUACAUAUACAUAUUUUACUACUACAUAUUUUCCAAGCCCUCAACACUAAAAGAAAUUACAGAACCACUAAAUAUAAUAAUAUUAGAAGAGAAAUUCUCUUCAAUUCGCUUUCGUACUCUGCCUCUUCCCAAAUUAUUAAUUAUUAUUAUAUGUGAAUAAUGGCGCUGCGGUGAUCACAAUGGUUCGAUCAAAUAAACAGCAGCGACCUUAGGAACUGAUGAUAAUGAAUGUGCAUUCAUUGCACUCAUCGAUGAUAAAUUUCAACUGUCAAACUGUGACAGUUUAUCAAAAUGACGUCUAUCGUUAGUUCCUGCUUCAGCCACAUUCAUUCCGUUAGUAAAUCCUAAUCAAUUAAUUGUCCAUCGCCACUUUAUAAAAUUUAAUUAAAUUAUUGAAAAUAUUUGAUGUAAAUAACAUCUUUUAUAUUAUAGACCUCGACCUGUAUAUUUCUUCAUAACCUAAUGACACUUUUCACAUUGGGCAAAACCUAGGUAGGUACUUAGUGAGAUAUUACGAUAUAUACAUAAAAUAAUUAAUAAUGGCAGGAAUGGCGCCCAAACUGUUACAUCAAAAUCAAAAUCAGAAUCAGAGUAUUUUUUUGUAUAAUUCUCCGCCGCCAUUUUAACAAAUAACUACUGAUUUAAAUGUAUAAUACUUAAGUCCUGUUGGGUCGUUUGUUAGAAGAUUCUUUGCCGAGAUUAUGUAUAGGUACCUAUCACUAAACUUGUGGUGAUGAUAAAUAAGUUUCUGAAUAUACCUUAGGUUACCAAAGUAGGAAAUGACAUUAUAGAUGUAAGGUUGAAAAUGACAUUAGACAAUUACGAAUCUAGUCUCCAUAUUACUCAAACCUGUUCACCCGAACAGAACAAGACUGAGAUUACAUCAAUUUCGAAAUUUUUACAUAACAUUGACACUAUGAGAUAAUUUUCAGAGCGCCAUUGGCGCAAUAAUACUUUUUGAAAUGAAUUACUUUUUUCUUCCUUAUCUCAUUUAUUAAAGAAUGUAAUUGGUAUUGAAAAGGUUGAUUUUUCAGACAAAUCAUUCAAUAACCAUCUUAUUCAUAAUUACUUCAUCUAAACCUAUCGAACUGUUAUGUCACUUUCUGUCAAAUUAAAAUGACGUUUGAACUCAAAAUUAAAUGUAGGCUAACCUACAUCAAUAAAACAGCGUUUUUUGCCCAUAAAUAUAAAGGUGGUUUUUCUUGUAAUCGAGUAUAUUGAAAAAUAUGAUAUAUGACUAUGACAUACAUAAAUGAUUUAAAUAUUCAUAAUUUAUUGUAUUUUAGUUUCAGCUGAUGGUCUUGUUACCAAUGCUCUAAAUUUUGGAGCAUGUUUAGUCUAAAUAAAUAAACAGACAGACAGAAGGGGGCUUACAACUCGGUAGCUAAAAUAGGUUUCAGAAAUGGUUGGUGACUGGUGUUAUUAUUAAUGAGAUGGUUUUACUUUACACAUACAUACUUUAAUGAUAAUAAUUAAUAACAUAGAAUCAAAAAUAUAUUGAAUCAAGGAAUCUAAGAUCUAGUUCAUAUGUAAACAUUAAAUGUUAAUAAAAAUUGUCUGAAUGUUGUGCUAAUGGUGAUUUCUGAGUCGACAUAAUUAAUAAUUCUACAUUUUUAUACUAUUUUGUACAUAAUACGUAAAUUGUAAUACCCUCCAUGAUUGAAGAUUGUUCCUUAACUGUACUUAAUCGAACUGUUUGUGCUGUAUUAAUUAAUUUAUUGUUAAUCUUAACGUUUUAUUAAAUUAUAAGAUUUAAUAAAU